AUGUCUCUAGAUCAAUCUGAACUACUGAAAAAGAGAGACGUCCAAAUUUCAAAAGCUCUAUCCUAUCUGUUGAGACAUGGUGCCCAAAAGGAAAAACUAUCAAUCAACAGUAAUGGAUACAUCCUAGUGAAAGAUAUCCUCUCGCAUAAUAGACUGAAAACCCAUAAAUGUACUUUAGAGGACCUUCACAGAAUUGUCGAGAACAACGAUAAAAAAAGAUUCCAUCUCAAGAUAGUAGACGACCAAGAACAUAUAUGUGCAACUCAAGGACACUCUUUAAAGACUGUAAAACCAAGUGAUGAGGUCUUGGAACCAGUACUCUCUUUGGAUCAAUUACCAAAAAGGCUGGUUCACGGUACAAACCUUCAAAAUGCAAUUUUGAUAUUCAAAUCAGGACAGAUCAAAAAAAUGAAUAGAAAUCAUGUCCAUUUAUCUCCUGGUGUCAUAGGAGAAGAUUCAGAAGUGGUAAGUGGGAUGAGGUAUUCAAGUAACGUUCAUAUUUUUUUGAAGUUAAAUGAUUCCUUGUUGGAAAAUUUAAAAUUAUUUAAAUCGAUUAAUAGCGUCUAUCUAUCUGCUGUUGAUAUACCGACAGAUCUAGUUGAAAAAGUCAUUUUAAAGAAAUCUUUGAAAAUGAACUCUUAUCAAGAUGAAAUUGCAACUCUACAACUGUUAUUGGAUUCAAAAAAUAUCCCUUGUGAAAUCUUAUAG
This is a messenger RNA of Vanderwaltozyma polyspora DSM 70294, 708 nucleotides long. RefSeq names its product tRNA 2'-phosphotransferase (gene TPT1). Bases 1 to 708 code for a protein of 235 amino acids. Gene Ontology annotation, molecular function: tRNA 2'-phosphotransferase activity. Lineage: Eukaryota; Fungi; Ascomycota; Saccharomycetes; Saccharomycetales; Saccharomycetaceae. The record is from RefSeq and is a predicted model, not a curated record. Gene Ontology annotation, biological process: tRNA splicing, via endonucleolytic cleavage and ligation. The transcript has a single exon.